ACAUUUAGCUAAUAUUAGGUUUACUUCCUAAGAAAUUAAUAACGUAACAUACGUUUAAAUGUUCUUUUGUAAGAGAGUGUAUUUCAUUCAUUGGAAAGAAAUAAUGUUCUUUUAUGGUUUUUAUAGACUUAUUGUCUAUCAAAUUAAUUUUAUUUAUGGUUUGAUUUACUUUUUAUUGGUCUUUAUAUAUUUUAAAUGAAUUUAAACUAUAUAUACUUGUUUUUUUUUUGUCAAAAACUAUAUAUACUUGUUACUUUUAGAAUUUGUUGUUAGUUUGGUAAGCUUAUUUUUAACCAGGAAACUUAUAUAAGUUUUCAAUGAUUUUUAUAUGUAGACUUAUUUAUAUUGCUUGCAGUUUAUUUUCAAAAGAUACCAUAUAUAUUUUAGAAAAUAGUUAACAUUUUCAUUUAUAUUUAUUUUUUUACAAUUAAUAUUUAUAUCGUGUAAUUUCUGUGAUUUAUGAUUUUAUGGAUUUAUCGAUACUAUCUUAGUUUAUAUGAUUGAUUUAGAUUUUGAUGGGGGAAUUGCAUAAUAAUAUAAAUAGUCUUUUCCUUAGUAAAAUUAAAUCUUAGAUUAUUGACAAAAACUUAUAAUUUGGACACUGAAUUAUAUUUAACAAGACUAUUAAAUCAUUUAGAUUAUUUUAUUUUACAAUACCAAAGGUUGAUUAAUGUUUUUUUCAUAUAUGAAAAGGGUUAUUAAUGUUACUUCUUACAAGUUAUUAUAUAUACUAAUCCAAUUAUGUCCAAAAAUUGUUUUCAAAUGCUUAAGAUGCACUAAUAGUUCAAUAUUAGUCGCAACCCUCCUAUGCAAUGAUGCUUAAUAAGAUCAUGUUUUUCCUAAUUCUCGGUAUGGUCAUACCAAUUGUAGUCGGAACUUUUCCAGGAAAGAGCAAACCUUCCGAUCUCCAUGAGCAGGAAAUCGAACUACGGUUGAAACAACUCAACAAACCGGCCAUUAAAUCCAUCCAUAGUCCAGAUGGAGAUAUAAUUGAUUGUGUAUGGAUCUACGACCAACCAGCUUUUGAUCAUCCUUUAUUCAAAAACCACACCAUUCAGAGGAGGCCAAGAAGUAACUCGAUAAGGGACAAAACAGGAGGUAAUAAGACAUACAUUAUACACCAAUUGUGGCGAACAAAAGGUGAAUGUCCUGAGAACACUAUUCCCAUCAGAAGAACAACAAGAGAUGAUCUUAUCAGAUCAGGUUCCAUCAAAAACUAUGGAAGAAAGAGUCCACCACCAACUAUUUAUCAUACUGAGGGUGCUCAGACCGAGGAAGUUCAUGAGCAUACGUGUGUGUACGUGGACUAUGGUCAGUUCCAUGGCAGCAAGAGCCGUAUAAGUAUAUGGAAACCAAAUGUUCUAAGGACAAGAGAGUUUAGUUUGGCUCAAACAUGGGUUGUUAAUGGAGAUUGGGACACUGGUUUGAACACUUUGGAGUCUGGUUGGCAGAUCUUGCAUGCUUUGUAUGGUGACAAAAACCCAAGACUUUUCGCUUAUUGGACGGGCGAUACAUACCGAGAAACCGGAUGUUACAAUCUUGACUGUCCAGGCUUUGUUCAAGUAAGCAGACACAUCUCCCUUGGUGCAGCUCUCAACACUUUCUCAACUUACAACGGUGAACAAUACGACUUCCUUCUAACCAUUGAGAAGGAUCAAGAAACUGGACUUUGGUGGUUGAAGUUUGAGACAUAUCUAAUCGGAUACUGGCCAAGCUUUAUAGUCCCCAAGCUAGCAGCCUCGGCACGAAAGAUCGCAUGGGGAGGUGAGAUUGUGUAUUACACUAGUGGCCGGGGGACACAUACGCUUACGCAAAUGGGGAGUGGCCAUUUUGCAGAGAAAGGGUUUAGGAAGGCUGCUUACUUCAAUAGCUUAGAGUACAUAGAUACUUCUAACUAUCCGAUUACACCCUCUCCACAAAAUCUUGAAGCUACUGUGACUCGGCCUGAAUGCUAUAACCUUCAAGUUGGCUCUAGCCAGAGGUGGGGAACUUACUUUUUCUAUGGUGGACCUGGUCGCAAUCCUCAUUGUCCAUGAGCCUAGAUUAAGCCAAAACUAAAAUGUCUUAUAUAAAUGUCAAAAAUAUAUAAAAUAAAUUCGAUUAGCAAAAAAAAACCUGCAAGAGACAUAAAUUAAAGAUUGACACUUUCCGCAUCAGAAUCCAAAACCAACUAACCAGAACGAUAAGUUUGAUCCAAUUCGAGAUAGAGAUCACAACACCUACAUAUGGAAGGGUUUUGGAUUCAUAAAGAUCGAAACUUUACAGUAAUGAAGUUGUUCCAAGUCUUAGAUAAAACACAAACACACGAAACUUAAAAGAGUUUGCCUGUUGAAGGGUUUUGGGUCUUUUGCACGUCUCUGGUUGCAUAAGCAGCAGGGGCGAGAGGCUCCUGUUUUCUUGCUCUUGGCUUCGCUUUCCUCCAUUUUUACUACUAGUGGCCGUUGUGGAACUCGGAGUGAUAGAGAAACGGCCGCAUUAUGUACAUACAUGGGCGUUUAAGUGCCUUGAGAACUCAUUCUCUCUUUAGUUUGUAUAACAAUUAUUAAAAAAUUAAAUUUAAUAUAUUUAAAAUUUUUUGGAUCUGAAUUCAGAUAUCAAAACUUGAAAAUCAAUAUAUAUAUGUAUAUAUACAUAAUACAUAUAUUAAGAACUCUAAUAAAAAAAACCCACAUUAGAGAUGGUCUAAAAUUUUAGUAUCCGGAUCCAGAAUCUUUCAGUUUGAAUAUCCAGAAUUUUCAGAAUCGGAUAGGCAUAUUAAAUAAUAAUUUUACCCUUAUUGUAAAUUACUUGUAAAUUUUUUAUUCGGUUUGAUUACGUUUUAAGUUUAGUCAAAACUAUAAUUAAAAUCCCACAAAAAUUUUGUUCUACAAACCAAUUUUUUUGGUUAAAUCUAUACAAUAAUUAGAAACUUUACAAGUGACACAAAAAUAUAGAAUUUGACCAAAAAAAAAAAAAAAAAAAAAAAAGACACAAAAA
Molecule: messenger RNA, 2976 nt
Organism: Brassica napus (rape)
Lineage: Eukaryota; Viridiplantae; Streptophyta; Magnoliopsida; Brassicales; Brassicaceae
Exons: 7
Coding region: 813-2036 (407 amino acids)
Source: RefSeq, a predicted model, not a curated record